ACCGCGUCGUGUCAGCAACGGGAGCCUGGCAAGAUGAUGACGACGAGGCGUGUUGCUGUGGCAGUCCUGGUCCUGGUUCACCUGUGCGGCCCCACGCUGCAGUUUGACCACCCCGCAGCACGGGGAGAAGUCGUCCCCCGGCGGGAAGCCGCAAAGGAUCCGGUCUUGGUGGAGUCCCGAGAGCCCGAGGAGGCCUCCGACUCCUCCCCCGUGUUCGAAGACCACAUCAACCUCAGAUGGGUGACCUGGAACGGUUCCCUGCCCCGCGGGGCGGUGGCCAUCUUUAACGGCUACGCCGAGCGCACCGACUACGUGUGCAAGGUCAAGUGCCAGGCGGGCUUCUUCACGGCCUCCAAAGGCAGCUUCUGCCGCUACCCCUACGCCGACAAAGAGUACGCCUCGUCCGGGUUCGAGGUGCUGGUCAACGUGGACCACUUUGAGUUUCUGGAGUGGGUGGAGGACUCGUACGGGUCGGUGCCUCAGAACGCGGUGAGGACCUGCGUCCACGAGGACAUCUUCGUGGGCAAGAACAAGUACGGCCUGGGCAAGGUGGUGACCCAACACGAAGCCUUCUUCCUGCCCUGGGAGGGCGAGGAGUACUGGUACAAGAAGUACCAGGUCUUGACCAUCAACAGGGACGUCUACAGCCAGCACAUCUCCCACGUGGAGUACGCCGUGGACCGCAUGGAGCUCUUCCACCAUCCCCCGGAGACCCUCCAGAUGGCCAAGGUCACCAACUUGGAGUGCGGCAGCGUGGAGAAGACGGUGAAGCUGGAGAAGACCAGCGCCACCGAGAAGACCUGGGACAUCGGCAGGGAGACCCGCAACGGCUCCGUUUCCACCAUGAAGGCCAAGGUGCCCAUUCUGGGUCCAGGGACGGUGGACUUCACAAGGGAGCAGACGGUGACCUUCUCAGAGGGAACCAGCUUGGUGGAAGCCAUCAGCCACUCGGUCGGCGUGGAGAUCCUGGUCCCGCCCAACUUCUCCUGCAGCGUCAGGAUGGACGGCAGGAAGAUGAGCGCCGACAUUCCCUUCACGGCUCGGCUCAGCCGCACCAACCACGACGGGGACACGCGCUGGACGUCCAUCACGGGGACCUACGACGGCGUGAGCGUGGGCGAGAUCAACGCCGUGGUGGAGAGGUGUCAGCCCGUGUCUGGGACGCUGCCUUGCUCAAUGGCUGAGGAAUGAUCGUUGGUCCAAAUCCUUUGUUUCGCAAUA
This is a messenger RNA of Doryrhamphus excisus (bluestripe pipefish), 1221 nucleotides long. Its product is annotated as natterin-3-like. The record is from RefSeq and is a predicted model, not a curated record. NCBI's taxonomy places the organism in Eukaryota, Metazoa, Chordata, Actinopteri, Syngnathiformes, Syngnathidae.